Molecule: messenger RNA, 1848 nt
Organism: Cladophialophora psammophila CBS 110553
Lineage: Eukaryota; Fungi; Ascomycota; Eurotiomycetes; Chaetothyriales; Herpotrichiellaceae
Exons: 3
Coding region: 1-1848 (615 amino acids)
Source: RefSeq, a predicted model, not a curated record
AUGUCGGAUCCGUUCUGGUACACUUAUCCCUCUCCAUUGGAAGGGUAUCAAGACCUCCCGCCACUCCCAGAUGAGUUAAAUGAGGAUGGAAAGUCUUUCAAGAACCCUCAAACGGGCAUCUUAAGCGAGAGCUACCAGAAAUUCACCUCUGGCGUGACAAAUGGCCAGCGGGGUGGGUUUGACGUCCACAUCUACUACCAUCUCAACAGCGACGAGCAGAAGGAGUUUGCCCGGGCACUAUGGGAGAGGAUUCGAAGGGAGUUUCCGGAGCUGAGGAUCUAUCGAUUCUGGGAUCAUCCGGUUGGACCACAUACAAUGGCCAUGUUUGAAGUUAAUCUCUUCACACCUGCGCAAUUUGGGGCUUUCAUUCCAUGGCUGAUCAUCAAUCGAGGGCCCUUGUCUGCUCUUGUCCAUCCCAAUCAUGAAGAUGGCGAUGCGUUGAGGGACCACAGUCAAAGAGCCACCUGGCUGGGAGAGCGUGUGCCACUUGAUUUGGGCAUGCUGAGGAAGUUUAUGAACCAAAGGACAAGUGCAGUGUCCGCGUACUUGAUGUUCCGCGUGAAGGCAGUGCCACUGGUGCCCGGCUCGGUGACAAUUCCCAACGAGUUCUCCAAGCGAGAAGAUCUUCUUCCUGCAACAAUCAUCGAAUCACUUAAUCCCGGCAGCUGUCCCAGCCCUCCAACCUCUGGGCUAGCUGAUCUCAUUGAAGACCCUGAUAUCAUGUAUUCUCGCGAGGCGCAAUCUUUUGCCAGGGCGGGAUCGUUGGAAGCGGAAGUCACUGGGCAUGAUUUGGGUCGAUACUUCCCGCGGCGACAGCAAGAAGUAGAGAUCUUCGAAUCUGAGUAUGAGUUUGAAGGUGACGAAGAAUAUGAGGACGGGACUGAAAAGCGAAGACCUUCAAAAAAUGAUGUGAAACCGCCUGCGAGGCACUCAGCCCAACCUCGAGACGCGGCAACUUCUACGCGUUCCACUCCUCGAUCCGUCUGUGGAAGUCCUAAAAGACAGCACUCACAGCAAGCGACUCCUGCUGGAGCAAGAUCUCCGACCUCUACACCCCGCCGCUCAGUCAGAUCUCGAUUCCAGGGUAGCGGUCGGAGUCUUCAGUCUCGAGCACCACCGACAGCCGAGUUCUCUCUUCCUGAGGACAUCGCCGCCGCGGAAAGGAAUGACCUUGAUGAGGAGAACAAUGCAGAGGAUACCGAAGGACCAACCUCUGUCGAACGAAAUCUUCGAAAGAGAACUCUUCAACAGACAAACCCUUACAAAUUCGACAAGCACCGGCAUAACCUAUCCUGGAAGACUGGCCACGAGGCCAACCCCAAAAAGGUGGAAAAGGCAAUCCAAGAUGAGAUCGGAGUGACGGAACAAAAACAAGCGAAGAAGAAACCGCGAGGAUCGAGGAGUAACUCGACCAAAAGCAAAGCCAGAACUUCAACGCCUAGGAAGCAGACUGCGGACAAACGCCGUCUGUCCAACUCAGCCUGUUUAGUCCCUCCUUCACCAGAGACUGAUAGCGAGCAUGUCUUCGACCCGGCGAGGACCACGCUGCGCGUGUGUUUGGACGGCUUUCAUGGUGGCGCAGCGAUCCCAAUUCCUCUCAGCAAAUGCGACAGCAAUGACAAGCUGGUCGAUUCCAUUCUCAAGUUCUGGGGGUGGAAGUUCACGGGGACCGGCUUCCCUUACGCAAUCGUGUCGUUUCCGUGGUUGACGGAGCAAUCCAAUAUUCUACUUCGCCCAGGAUUGGCCGAGAGCUUCCAAGGCAUGAUGGCCGAGAUUGAAAACGCUCCUAUCUGGGCCGAAGGGCGAAAUGAGAGAUGCGAUGUUCAAGUGACGGUUUACCAGCAGUAA